This is a messenger RNA of Trypanosoma brucei brucei TREU927, 825 nucleotides long. Its product is annotated as chaperone protein DnaJ. Bases 1 to 825 code for a protein of 274 amino acids. The transcript has a single exon. Gene Ontology annotation, cellular component: endoplasmic reticulum membrane. Gene Ontology annotation, biological process: cellular response to misfolded protein. NCBI's taxonomy places the organism in Eukaryota, Euglenozoa, Kinetoplastea, Trypanosomatida, Trypanosomatidae. The record is from RefSeq and is a predicted model, not a curated record. Gene Ontology annotation, molecular function: Hsp70 protein binding.
AUGAACUCUAUGGAUGAUGCGGCAAUUGUAAAUCACGUUAUUAACAACAGAAACAACUACUACCGUAUUUUGUUUUUGGAACGCACUGCCACCAACGAGGAGAUAAAGGCAAACUACAAGAAGAUGGCCUUGAAGUGCCAUCCGGACAAGAACAAACACAAAAAUGCGAGUGACGCAUUCAAACUGCUAGGCACCGCAAACAGCGUCCUCUCAGAUCAGGCGAGGCGACGAAUUUACGAUUCCCAGGGUGCUGAAGCCGUACGGCGGCACGACAAUGGCGGGAUGGGCCACAGGGCACCUGGACACGGUGCAUAUUACAACGCUAACGACCUCUUCGAGGAGUUUUUUGGGCGUGCUCAUCGUAUGCAUACUGAGCGGCCGUUUGCACACGAAGCUGAAGUACCCGUUAAUUUACUGAUGGCGCUGCCGUUGAUCUUCUUCGUGAUUCUGGCGUUACUCAUCCAGUCGUCUCUUACUGACUUAAGUGAUUAUUCAAAUCCCCAUAUGCGCAGGGGUGGUGGCGGUGGUGAUGGCAUAGAUACCUUCAGUUUGACGCCAGACCCCGAGCGUGGACAUGUUGUGGAACGUUUAACGGCUCUGAAGGGAGCGCGGGUGAAGUAUUAUGUCAAACCGAAGUGGAACGAGCGGGCGUCGCGUGGGAGUGCUGACGUGCGUCGAAUGGAAAGGAACGUCGUGCAACAGCAGCAAGAAUCUCUGGCUCGUCGCUGUGAGGCGGAGUCGCUCUCCUACAGAGCACGCGGGCGAAAGGAAACGCCCCCGGUCUGCUCCGAAUACGAGUCUUUGCGUCAAGCCAUGCACCGUUAG